UGUGUACUGUUACUUCUACUGGCCUUAUAAGACUGCACGUUUUAGAGGAGAAACUAAGCCAUAAUAAAUAUUUGCUCAACUCUUCGGUUCACAAGGUGAAGUGGCUUUGGGCCAACUCGCUUGACCACUCCUGGCCGCAGCCUGAAGCCCUAGAUCCCUCCCUCUCCAUUCGAGCCAGCCCGGCCGGUGCCACAGAAGUCUUGACGAAUGGCCCAAACGCCGGGCCCCUGCUCGGAGAUACCCUGGUGCAUCCCGGGAAUGGCAGGCUCGGGGAGCUUGGUCCUGCGGCCCUGGAUUCGAGAGCUGGUCCUGGGGUCAGAUACACUGUCAAGUCCGCAGGCGGGGCAGCUGCUAGAGGUGCUACGAGAGGCCGAGGCUCCGGGCCCGUCCCGCGCCCCUGACUCGUCUGAUGUCGCGGCCACACUGCUUGUGUCUGACGGGACCCACAGUGUCCGAUGCCUAGUGACGUGGGAGACCCUGGACGCCUCGGAUUGGGAGGAGAAGGAGUUCGGCUUCCGAGGGGCAGAAGGCCGGCUGCUGCUGCUGCAGGAUUGUGGGGUCCGCGUCCAAGUCGCCCAAGGCGGCGCGCCCGCGGAGUUCUACCUCCAGGUGAACCGCUUCAGCCUGCUGCCCACUGAGCAGCCCCGGGAACGGGUGAUUGGUUGCAACCAAGACCCGGAUGUGCAGAAAAAGCUCUAUGACUGUUUGGAGGAGCACCUUUCAGAGUCCAUCUCCCCCAGUGCAGGCCUUUCACUGUCCCAACUUCUGGAUGAGGUGCAGGAGGACCAGGAGCAUCGGGGGGCGUUAGUGCACCUGGCUGAGAGCUGUCUGAUGCUGGCAGGCCCUUACACAGCACCCCCUCUUACCCGCUGGACCUCCUCCCACCAUACGACCACGGGAGAAGCUGUGUACACUGUCCCCAGCUCAUGGCUGCACAUCUCUGAGAAUGACCAGCGAGUUCUGAGCUCUCUGGGCCCAGGUCAGAGGACACAGGACCCUGAGCUGCCCCCACCAGACCCAGCUCUGGAGGACCUAUCGCUGACCCUGAUCUCUCCUUCCUCACCUACGUCCUCAGGAACCCCUGCUUUACCCGGCCACAUGUCCUCUGAGGAAAGCGGUGCCAGCAUCAGCCUUCUGCCUGCCCUGUCCUUGGCUGCUUCAGACCCAGUGCAGAAGGGCAGCUCCCGGCCUGUGCCAGCCAUCUGUUCAGCCCCUGGCCCCCUGCCCCCCAGUUCCAUACACCCUAGCCGUGGAGCCAGAUCCCCACUCCUGAGCUGUGCCCCAAGUCUCUCACCCCUUGGUCAUGUACCCAGUCCACGUCAGGCCAUUGUAACCAGGUCCCAGAAACCUAACUUGGAGUUCAAGGAGCUAGGAUUGCCCCCCAAGAACCGGCAACACUCUCCAAGGACAAAAACGACCACAGGAGCCCUGGAGUCCAGCCCUGUUGGGGCCCCUCUCCAGAUACCACACCACCUUCAGGACCCUCCAAAGAAGCAUCGUGAUGGUUCUGCCUUCCAAUAUGAGUAUGAGCCACCCUGCACCUCCCUCUGUGCCCAGGUGCAAGCUGUCAGGCUUCCUCCCCAGCUUGUGGCCUGGGCCUUGCACCUUCUGAUGGAGCCACAGCUGGAGUCUGAGCUCACCCAGGUGUGAGGGGUCAUGUGA
Molecule: messenger RNA, 1662 nt
Organism: Panthera uncia (snow leopard)
Lineage: Eukaryota; Metazoa; Chordata; Mammalia; Carnivora; Felidae
Gene: ACD
Product: ACD shelterin complex subunit and telomerase recruitment factor
Exons: 13
Coding region: 208-1650 (480 amino acids)
Biological process (GO): telomere maintenance via telomerase; telomere capping
Cellular component (GO): telomerase holoenzyme complex; shelterin complex; chromosome, telomeric region
Molecular function (GO): telomeric repeat DNA binding
Source: RefSeq, a predicted model, not a curated record